This is a messenger RNA of Dreissena polymorpha, 9754 nucleotides long. RefSeq names its product serine/threonine-protein kinase SIK3-like. Gene Ontology annotation, cellular component: cytoplasm. The coding region runs from base 45 to 3488 and encodes 1147 amino acids. The record is from RefSeq and is a predicted model, not a curated record. Gene Ontology annotation, biological process: protein phosphorylation; microtubule cytoskeleton organization; intracellular signal transduction. The transcript is spliced from 16 exons. Lineage: Eukaryota; Metazoa; Mollusca; Bivalvia; Myida; Dreissenidae. Gene Ontology annotation, molecular function: ATP binding; tau-protein kinase activity; protein serine/threonine kinase activity.
GUGAAGUAAAUCUCGAGUGCGCAUGCGUGACGUAGGUAAACAAAAUGGCGGCAGUGAAAACAGGAGGAAAAGGACCACCGUGUUCUUCUGGAAUUGUAAGGGUUGGACAUUAUGAAAUGGAAAGAACAAUCGGGAAAGGGAAUUUUGCAGUUGUUAAACUAGCGACUCACAUGAUUACCAAAACAAAGGUUGCCAUAAAAAUCAUUGACAAAACUCAGUUAGAUCAAGAAAACUUGGACAAAAUAUUCCGGGAAAUACAGAUAAUGAAACUUCUGCGGCAUCCACAUAUUAUCCGGCUUUAUCAGGUGAUGGAGAGUGGGCGGAUGUUGUAUCUAGUCACAGAGUACGCCAGUGGGGGAGAAAUCUUUGACCACCUGGUGGCUCAUGGGAGGAUGAAUGAGAAGGAAGCCAGGAAGAAGUUCAAGCAGAUUGUAGCUGCUGUUUCUUACUGUCACUGUCGCCAUGUCGUACACAGGGACCUAAAGGCAGAGAAUCUACUGCUGGACGCGGCUCUCAACAUUAAAAUAGCAGAUUUUGGAUUUAGCAAUAUUUAUGACGAGGACACAAAAUUAAAAACUUGGUGUGGAAGUCCACCAUAUGCUGCUCCGGAGCUGUUUGAAGGCAGAGAAUAUGAUGCACCUAAAGUCGAUAUAUGGAGUUUGGGAGUUGUACUAUAUGUUUUGAUAUGUGGUGGCUUCCCCUUCGACGGUAGUAGCGUAGAAUGCCUGCGAAAUCGAAUAUUUAGCGGCAAGUUCAGAGUCCCGUUUUAUAUGAGCGCAGACUGUGAAGACCUGAUCAAGCAGAUGCUCACAGUGGACUGCAGGAAGCGCAUCUGCAUGGAGGGAAUCAUCAGCCACCCCUGGAUGCAGCUGGGUCAGGACGACCCGGAGUUUGUGCAGCUGAUCCGGGAGUACAACCUACAGCAGGCCUACCUGGACCCGGAUGUGGAGAACGUGAACGAGGCUGUGCUGGCACAGAUGGAGGCAAUCAUGCCGGAUGUGGAGCGCUGCAAAAUUGUGGAGUCUGUCAAGAACUCUGCAUACGAUGCUCUGAGCGGAGUGUACCACCUACUUCUGGACAAGAUACGAAAGCAUCCAAAGAUGUCCCAGAACAAAAUACAUCCCGAUCUCAUCGCUGCCUCACAGAAUCUGCCCAUGACCAUGCGGACAGAACGACGGUCGAGCAUAACCACUGGUGUCGUGGAGCGUGUAGAGGUACCGAUUGAAGAAAUGGGCCCACCAUCUUCACCCCCGCAAUCCUUGCACCCACAACACAUACCUCAUGUGCAGUUCUAUGAUGAAGACAACCAGCUCACAAGUGGGCGUGAUGACACAAAUCAUUCAGACUCCGACGAAGAUCCUGCUCCUGAAGCUCUGGCGCGCUACCUGGCAAUGCGUCGACACACGGUAGGGGUGGGCGACAUGCGACAUGAAACUCCCGAAGACGUGCGCGUGAAACUCGCGCAGUACCAGCCAAUCAUUGCAAUGCCGCAGCCAAACUUUUUCAUGCCUUACGGUUUCAAUCCCCUGAUGGCGAAUACAAACCUGCCCGCCGGUGUAAGGCAACCCUGGCCCACCACUCCCCAGGUGACGCCCGUGUUUGGUUCUGACAAGUAUCACCUACAACUGCCACCAAUGGUGGGACCUGAUGGAAGUAUAAACAUGAACAGACGUGCCUCAGAUGGUGGGGCGAACAUUCACAGCUAUCUAAGACAGAUGACGGCUGGAAACAGCCAAACUGGAAGCGUGGAAACAUUACCGACGUCACUUUCCGCCAUGGGGUUGCCGUUGACGAUGGAGGAAAAGGAAGAUAACUCUUCUGACCAGGAGCCUGACCAGGAGGCUGUUCAACGGUACCUGGCCAGUAGAGGGCGGGGCAAGCGUCACACCCUGGCAGUCUCCAACCCAAUCAACGAGGUGCAGGAGGAGCUGAGGAUGUCCCAGCAGCCCAUACGCCCAGCCAGACGCUCAUCAGAACGGGGGCUCUCCCCCUACUCAUACAAGGAAGGCGACAUGCUGCAUCCGCCCAGUGAGCGGUUCUCCCCAGUGAGACGGGCCAGUGACGGCCUAUCAGGGGUUAACAAACACCAAUUGUCCAACCUGGAGAGGCUCUACAACCAGACCCUUGUGAGCCAGGGGGCACGGCACAGCAGCCAGAACAGCCUAAAACAGCUGCAGCACGAGUGCCAUGAGCUACAGACUACCAAAUUUUCAGGGAAGAUGCGCAAAAAACAAGUAAGCGGAAGCGUUCCUGACCACCACAUGCUGCAUCGCCUGGCUCAGAAUCGCCCCGUCAGCAUGUCCGCAUCCCGAAUUCCGUCCCCGCCCAUCAAUGUUUCGCCUGGGUCGCCUGUAUUCCAGCACCGCAGCCCCACGAGCCCAGACUCCUCUAGCACUCAGCUUUAUCAGCAUCUCCAAAGGUUACACCUCACUCAGCAGAUUCGGCAGGUUGGGUCGCCGACGUUUCGUCGAUGCAGCCCGCCCAAUCUCAGUCAACUCUCAACUUCCGAUAGUCCGCCUCCGUCUUUCCCAAAUUUGUUACAGAAUUAUACCCAAGGACACCAGAGGGCCAGUCCCCCGCCAAAUUUCCAGAACCUUCAGAUGAUCAAGGAAGAUUCGAUAGAUCUGGACAAGAGUUCGCAGUCGGACAGCGAAGAGGACAUGCUGAUGCAAGAUGGCACUGAGAAUAUGGGAAGGAAACUCCUCAUGCAGGCGUUUGGGAAGAAACCGCAGAUAAGUAUAACGGAUACUCAAGGUCAUGUGACAGCAGUGACUUCCGAUGGCGACUCGGAGUCAGAGAAGGGUGACAGUUUGGAUAGUGCAAUCGUUUCAUCGCCCACUUCACCGGAGUCUUCUUCUCAGAGAGUGAUGUCCCCGUUUGUCUGUAGUAACAGUGCUCCCUUCGGGACGUAUAUGCAUUCAAAUCUGCCUAGCAUUCCAAUGUACUCCACAGCAGCAACAGACUGUCAGCGGAACUCAUAUCAGUCGAUAAAUAAAAACUGGUAUAGUGCUGGGCAAGACUAUACGUCACAUCCUUUCCAGGGGGUGGAUAAUUCGAAUAGUUACGAUUUAAAUCGUGAAAGUUAUAAUGCUCAUUCAGUGGUGUCUUCAUCACCAGGAAACUGGGAAAUCAGUAGUGAGGGAAUUAUGGAUAUGUAUUCAAAUAUUGACAGAACGGUGGAUGCUUCCUCUUUGGAAGUGGCCGGAGACCAUGAGUUAGCGAAGGUUGGGUCUUACGUUAACGUGUCCUCAAAACGUUCAGUGGCAGACAUCUUGAAUGAGAUUCGGAAAAUCCUUGAACAAAGUGGCCCGCAGAUAAUGUACAAGUGUUCAGAGAACUGUUUCCAGCUGGCGAACUCUGAUGUUGCUAUGGAAGUGGAGGUGUGUGAAGGUGUUAAUGCUAGUCGACUACAGGUGCGCCGCAUAUCGGGCGAUAAAGGCUCAUACCAACAGCUGUGUCAGGAACUGCUUGAUGGCAUCAAUAUAUGAGAAGCAUUCUAGGAAAAUUGGGCUUAAUGCAAGUGCGUAAAGUAUUGUUCAAGAUCAGCCUGUGCAGUGCGCAGAACUCAUCAGGGACUACACUUACUGCUUUUAUAGAAUUUUUCAUUUGAAGAAAGUCUCUUAUGAACUUAAAUCCAUUUAAGGCUGAAAGUGUUUCCCCUGAAUAGCCUGUGAAGACCGCAUACUUUGACCUGGGAUGACACUCUAUGCUCAUGCAAACAGCCGAGUUUUCCAAGAACAAGGGUCAUAUGAUAUUUAUACUCCAGUAGUCAUCAGCAUUUUGUGUGGAAUUCUUAGCUUUUUUUAGCAGCAUGUAUUUUUUUAACUAAUACAUUUUUUGGCUAUUUUUUUAUUUUUCAAUGUGUUGUGCUUUUAUGGUUUUCUACAAAUCUGAUAAAAUUGUAUGUCCUGUCUUUCUAGUUGAAUUUCUCAGAAAAUAAAUUUGGCUGUUAUGUGAGUCGCGUCAUGUGAAAUGGUCUUUUUCCAAAUGCGGCCAGUGUAGCUCCAGACCAGCCUAUGCAGCCUGGAGCCUUUUCACCAAUAUACGAAUAACCAAAUUUUUUUCGGCUCUGAUUACCUUGUAUUUGCCGAAUAAAAGGCUCUUCAAUCUCCUCUGGCUCGGUCCAAUCUGGAGCCUUCCGACGCUUCAUUUCGAUUUUUUCAACUGACAGACACUCCAUCUUAGAAGUUGUAUCAGAAAUGUCUGCUGCAAUUUAUGACACUAUUUGGCGCGUUUUCUUUACUAGACAGUUCGCUUAGUUGCGACAUUAUAAUAAAAAAACAAUGUUAUUGAAUUCUAUUUCUAAACGCGUUGGUGAAUACGAAUCCUGAGUCUGUCUUUUGUAAGUCUAAGUCUGAGUCAAAGUCAGACUUUGAGUUCAAGUUUGAGUUUAUUAUUGGUGAAUACGGCUCCAGGGCCCGUAUUCACCAAACAAUUCUUAGACUUAAGUCUAAGAAUAAAGAAAAUUCUUUAAAUUAGAAGAUUUAAUAUUUUCUUUUACUUUGAGUCAAAAGUGGUGAAAAACCAUCUCUAUCUACAUCAUUAUUCUUAUAGAACAUUUUGUGAAUGACAAUCACCAGUGGUAGUCUGUAUAUAUUUAAACAAACGCAUUUUUCUUGGUUCUAAGACUAUUCUUUAUUCUUAAGUCUAAGAAUUAGUUGGUGAAUAUGGGCCCUGAUCUGGAACCAAAGUAUCUGUUUUUGGGACCAUGAAACCUUGCAGGACCCUACAGCAGACACCACAACUGUGCAGGAUGGUCUUGACCUACACUGGCUGCAUAUGGCAUGAUACCAAUUUUUGCAUGAAGCGGCUUUAACAAGAGUUUGCAAUCCAUACAAUUUCUGCCAUUCAUCGUAAUCAUUUCAUGAUACCUCACCGGAAGAAUCUCAUUUCAUUUGAUGGAUACACUUGCCAUGCAAUAGAGGCAAUCUUUUAUAGUGUCCAUAUAAUCGAUAAAUUGCACAAACAUAUUUUUAAAGUUUGUUGGCUUUGCAGAACCUCAAAUUAGUGUUGCUAUUUUGUUUCUUAGAUUGCUUCAAAUACAUAUUAUUGCUUUCCAUCUUGUACUCAUUGGAUUCCGUACAUUUGCACAACCUCAUAAAUUUGUUAAAUACCAGUCUUUCUACUGCAAUUCAUUGGUAAAAGAAGACUUCAGUUAAAACAUAAUACUUGUUUUUCAUAUCACACAAAUAUGAUAGCAUUUAAAUAUGUACUAAACAAGGUGCUUUCUUUUUCAAAUUAGCCUCACUCUGUGAAAACCGGGCUUAAUGUGUAUGUGUUAUGUAUACAUAGCCUGUGUUAUGUAUAGUCCAAGAUUAGCCUGUGCAGUUCUCACAUUAGCCUGUGCAGUUCUCACAGGUAAAUCAGGGACAACACUUUCCGAUUUCAUGGAAUUUUUCGUUUUAAGAAAGUCUAUGAAUACUGUGUCCUCCCUGAUCAGCCUGUGUGAACUGCAGAGGCUAACCUGUGACGUUACUUUAAGCACAUGCAUUUAGCCCAGUUUUCCGAGAGCGUGGUAUAUAUAUUGUGUGUAUGACUGUGACUUGUGAUAUUUCUUUUUACGUUUUUAAAAUAUUGUUUAUCAUACAUCACAAGAUUACUCUGAGUUGGGAUGUAAAUUUUUUAUGUACAUAUUUGUACUAAUUAUGUUAAUAUUUUUCAAGAAAUUCUAUAUGUCAGUAUGUGUGUUUAAUUGUGCAUGUAUUUGACUAUGUUUCAAGAUGGCAUAUGCAGAUCUGAAGCUACUUUUGAUUAAACAAGACGUCAAAAUUGUUUGUUACAAAUUUGGCAUAGUGGCUAUGUAAUAGCCAUAAAAUGCUGUACAUACUUUAAACAAAAACAUAAAAAUCUCAAUAUUUUUUAUGAGGCCUGUUUCACAAAAACACAAAAGAUUGUAGAAUCUUGCAAAAACCUGUGGCUGUGUCAACAUUUGGUCGCAGUACGUGUUUGCUUUGUCAAAUUAUAUGCCUUAAAAAUAUUACAAUAUACCAGUUGGAUGACAAUGAAUAACAGUUACAUGUCAGCUGUGUGCAUUAGUAGUGUUCAUAUCAAACAUUAAAAUAUAGACAAUAAUUAUAGAAUUUCAUAGAGAACAGUUGUGUGUCACCUAUGAAACAGUCGCAUUAACAGUAGCUACACAAAGUUAUUAUUACAUGUAUGAGAAGCUGAAGAUCAUAAGUAUAUGUUCUUAUCUCUUUAAAAUGCCAUCAGCGUAGGUUGUAAGUACUGUUGUUGUUUGUACACUUCUGGAAAUUAUUAAUAGUACUAUUUUUACUUGUGAAUUUCUAUAGUCCUUUUUUCACUUAACUGCACAACUGGACAUUAUGAAUAUGUUAAACAGAUAACAUACUGUAACAUGCUGUAAUAGUUGAAUUAGAAAUUAAUGAACUGGAUUUCCCACACAUCUGCCUGUAUCUGUCUCCAUUGACAUAAACUUGUCACAGAAAAUACUCAAAUAAUUUUCCAUGUAUGACAUUCAAAUUCUACCUGUUGACUUUUAUAAUAUACAAGUGUGUUUUUCCAUUUAUUAUUAUAUUAUGCUAGGUUAAAACUGGUUAUGCCUUUUUUAUAUGCCAUUCUCUUCACGGAACAAAAAUGUACAUUUGCAGUUUCCUCUCUCCAACUUGUCAAGUUUUUAUCAGAUCUUAACCAAAUUUUCUGCAACUUUUUGUUGGCAUAUAAUGGGUGCAAAAUUAAUAAAAAUAGCCAAAUGGAGACAAACACUUCAAAGUUAUUGCUCUUUGUUUAUGUAAAAAAUACAAAGCUUGCGGUUUCAUCUCUCUUAACCGAAUCUGAACCAAAUUUUUCAGAAUACUGUUCUAUUAAAAUGAAGGUUUAGUUCUAUAACCGUCAAAAAAGAUUUUGCAUCCCAUUAGGUAAUUGUUUGUAUGACAGGCGCAAUUUUUCUUUAUGACCUUGUUUCUAUAACAGGGUGCAGGAUUAACGGGGUUCACAGGCUGGACAAAAUGAAAACAUACAAUUAAGAACUUUACUUUUGCAAAUAUAUCAAGUUAUGGGAAUAUGUUUGACAAAAUCUUUAGUGCAUACAAGGCAAUUUUUCUUGCAGUAUGUGUCAAUAUCUUAAGAUUUAAGAAUACAUGAUUGAAUACGCUGGAAAUCGGUGUCAAAAUUGCAUGCUGCGUGUAGCAUAAGCGUGAAUAUGAAAUCAUUACACAUAACAUUUUUGGCCAAGAACAAAGGCUUAUUAAAUUAUGUUAUUCUGAUGUUUUCACAAUCCCAUAAACCGCAUACAAAAUUGUCUUUUAUGCACUAGUUGAAAUAAUUGGAAAAAAAAUCACUUACCGGUGUAUUUGUAUCCAUUAACAUCCAUUUGUGAACCCCAUCAUGUCAUGUGAUCCUGCACCCUGUAUAACAUAGUUUUAACCCUUUCAGUGUGGGAACCGAAUUUUAAAGGCCUUUGCAAACAGUUUGGAUCCAGAUGAGACGCCACAGAACGUGGCGUCUCAUCAGGAUCCAAACUGUUUGCUAUUCUGAUAGUAUUCUUUGAAAAAAAUCGAAGAAAAUGCUAAUUUUAGAAAUUCAGCAGACAACAUUUUAGCAGACGACAAAUUUUCCAGCAUGCAAAGGGUUAAAAUAGUGCUGCAUUUUAUCACAGACGGCUUCUGCAGUUUUCAAUCUCUAUGUUUUUCCAGAGGAAGCACAACAAAUGUUGAUAAAUAUACGAGAUCAGAUAGUAAUAUUCUUUUGCAAUGUCUGUCGGUGGUUUCAUUUUCACCAAAUUAUUAAAAAAUAUAUUACAAAUUACUGUUAUGGUUAUUGUAGGUUUAUGUAUAAUUUCCCAGUUUUUGGUUAUGUCUGUAUAAAUACAGGACACUAGGAAGGUUACCAUUUAUGUUCUUGAGUUUGGUUCAAGCUGUAAUACAAUAGAGGAUGUUGAUAGAAAUAUUAAUGGUCAAGUUAUUGAAAUUCAAAACUGUUCAAUAUGUUUCAUGGAAAGUUUGUUUUUUAUACCUCAUUGUUUGUCAUUGUUUCAUUUUUUUUUAUGAAUGCUAUCUUACUUGUCUGUUCAGUUGUUAUGCUUCACUACACAAGUUUGUAUUUCAAUGGGUUGUGAUACUGAAUUUCAAAUAAAACAAAAAUGUUUUUUUAACCUUAUAUAAGCGAUUUGCUUUAAACAUGUAACCACAGCAUUACACACUUAGUUGUUUUCCUUUAUAUAUGCAAGAUUAAUGACUUAUGCUGGGAAGAAACGUACAAGGAGCAAAUGUAGCAAGUAUGACCUAGAAAAUCAGUAUGCACAUAUUUAUGGCAUAAAAGGGUAAACAAAUAAACAUUGGGGAAACAUUUUAAUGACAAAACAACAAUUAUAUCUCAAACAGCUGUAGACAAAACAUGUUGAUUAUAAGAAAACUUUGUCUUCAAGCUGAGCUCCAGAUAAAUUUGUAUUUUUCUCCGUUAUGUAUAGUUGAAUCCUACAGAAUGAUUAUCAAUUACGUUUCCUUAAACAGCAAAUGCAAUUGGAUAUCGGAAGGUCAUAAUAAUCCACCAUGUCAGGAUUUGAAAGUCCAGAUAACAUCUACUGUUCUAGCCUAGCAACUCAAAACAGGCUGAAUGACGAAUGUUGACUGAUCAGAGUAGCCGAUGCGCUAAGCAGCACGGUGUCGUCAUGAUUAAUGAGGAAUGUUGCUAUAUCUUGCAUUGACUUCUUCAAAAAAUUCCAUACUCUACUGCUAACUGCCGAAAAAUUGGUUUAUUUCACAUGUACUUUAUGUAGCUAAUAGCAUUAUCAAAUUUUGAAUACUUAAUUUCUGUUAAUUAAUGCAUAUGUUUACACAGGAAAGCAAGUCAUGUUUUGUUGUAUUAAACACAUUUUCUUUAAGCCUCUUUGCAUGUUAACUGGUGCUAAACAGUCAAGCUUUUAUACAGUGUCUGAAUAAAAACCCUGCUGUUUAAGUUAUAUUCAUUAUAUAUAGUUUAUUUAGUAUUUUUUAAGUCUGUGUUUUGCCAUCAUAUUUGUAUUGUGCCAUUGUUCAUGUCAUUGAGUUGUAAAGUUGAAUCAUUCAAAAAUUAACAAACACUUGCUAUGCUUAUUAAGUGUUCGUAGGGAUAUUGUUUGUUCUGAUGCGGGGGGGGGAGAUUUUUUGUUAGGGUUAGGGUAAACAACUCGGAGAGUCACACUUAAAAAGAACAUUCUUAUCAAUUAGCACCACUUGGUUUGGAGAAAUUAAUGGCAUUUUUUUUGUCUUCAUAUUGAAAUGGCCUGUUCUUUUUUUAACAGUAACCCAGUGUGUUUUUUUUUAAUUUAAAAUACAAUGUCCCUUGUACAUGCAUUACAAACUUUGUGACAUCCUUCUGUAUUUUAAAUCUUCUGUAUGGAAAACAGUUGUUUCUCUUUUACUAGUAUUUUAAUACUCUAAUCCUUGUUUUGGCAAUUGCAAAAACAUUGUUACAUUAUCAGUGAAUUAAAAAAAAGAUUCAAUGGUUGUUUGAAUGUUGUUUGACUGAAACUAACACUAAAUGGUUGUAUCUAAUUUUCAACAAAAAUGUGAUCAGUGACUUUUUUUCUACAGUUACGCUUUAAAGUAGUGGCAUAGUGUGUGUUUGCUUAUUUAGAAAUUGCCAUUUUAUUACGACAUCAUCAAAGAUUGUGUACCAUGUGACCUGCAAUGUUUUUAUCUAUUACCAAGGUGCUUCUAUUUAUUCUUAAGCUUGGUAAUGACUUAACAAAGUGUGAUAGUUGUUUUGUUUUAAGAUAUUUUGACUGGCUCAAAAAAUAUAUAAAAAAUCAAUUAUC